AUGACCAGCUGUCGCCACCACUCAGGAUACUUGGCUGAUGAUGAGGCCGGCCACACCACGUACCUGGAACGGGUGCAGCCACCUAAGAAGCCAGCAUUCCUGAAAAUGGGGCAGACCUCCAGGCUGGACCACAUGCCACACCCACCAUCGAUGUGUGGCCCCUCAGGUAGCUCAGGGCUUCGCAGCCACCGUCGAAAGUGGAAGGGCCCUCAGACCUUUGGUAGCUUCCUGGACUUUCUUGUUGAGGGCCAGGUGCUGGACAGCCUGCAGAGGGUGGUGGAGGAAGCAACUGAGCGCAUGGCCACCAUGAAGACAGAGACUGGGGUGCCACUGGUGGAGGUGCAGGACCCAGUGGAAGUGCCAAGGGGAGGGCGGCAGGCGCGUGCCCGGCCCAGCCUGAGUACUGUGCACCGGCACCGUGUCCAGCCCAGCCUCUGCACUGGGCACCCCAACAACUACCCAUCCUGCUCCAGCUCCACAUCUGACUCACAUAGCAGCAUCACAGCUGGUUAUUUGGGCUCCCACAGCCAGGACAGCAACCUGGGCUACCGUGGUUUGGGCCCACUGCCACCCAUGAGGGACAGACUUUUGCAGGAGAAGAGCCUCAAACGGUUGCUGCAGCUGGAGAACAGAGGGAAAAGCCUGGGGCAGUCCUGCUCCCAGGGGGACUCCCUGCUGUGGGACUCACUGGGCUCAAGCUCGGGCAUUCCGGGAGCGUCAGAGCUGGGUCCUGAAGAGAGAGAGCCGAUCUUCCUCAAGAGAGAGUUCAACAAGGAGAUGAAGUCCUUGCUGAGUCAGCCCGAGUCCUUCAACUUGCCUGGCUACUCUUCACUCCGUGAGCCCCAUCGGACCCUAGACUUCCUGGCCAAGCACCACCUCUUCCCUGCCCUGCAGAGUGUGGUCAGCCAGGCUGUGGACAAGUUCAGUGGCGCCUGCCGCCAGAACGGCUCCCCUCUCUUCCCACCAGAAUGGGAGCCCGGCGCAGAGCCCAAUGUAGAAACCACGCCAGCCUCUAAGCAGGCCAUACCCACCGAAGCGGAGGAGCCCUGUGAUUCUCCCAUCACCACGACCUCCAGCUUCAAGAAAUUUCAAAAAAAGAGCACCAAGUCCAGAGUAGAGGGCAAGCUGAAGGAGCGUGGUUCUCCCAUGUCUAGUGCCCAAGGGGCCACCAAAUUCAGGCUCCAGGUCAUACCCACAGAAGAGCCCAAGAGCCCCAGUGACGAGAUCACAAAGAAGACGACACUGCCCUCCAUCUCGUCCAAGUCCACGUCCCACCUGUCCAACCCCUGCUAUGAGGAGCUUGUCAACUAUUUGAUGGAGCAGGCUGUCUCCUUACUUGUUUACAAGUACAAGUUUGAGACGAAACUCACCAAGCAGCUGGGCUUCAUCUCCUUCCCCAUCACUGAAACACUCAUGGACCUCUUGCUGGGCUUCAAGAAGGUGAAAGGUUCCCACAUCUGCCUGUCCUCGGAGGUCGACUGGAGCUGCCUGCUGCAAAAGCUGGAGGAGGCCCAGUGGGCCCGGCAGGUACCCCAGCAGACCUCCCAGCGUGACACUUCCCGUCACACUGCCUCCCACAGGGGCACCUCCCAGCACAGCACGGGGUCCCACUCCACCUUGCCCAAGCCAGCCAUUGCCAUGGGUCAGAAGGUGGCCAAGGAUCCCCGCUUCCACACUGUGUUGCCGGGCUCCCAGCUGCCCACCUCUCAGGAGAACAAUACCACUGAGGAACACAUCUCGCCCACACAUCUCUCGGAGCCCAAGCUCUCCAUGACCUACAGCGCUGGCGUAGGCUCCAGCCAGUCUGAGCAAGCAGUGGACAUGGGGGAGAGCCAGAGCAUUGAGGAAGAGGAGGAGGAGGAGGAGGCGGAGGAGGAGGAGGAGGAGGAGGUGGAGGAGGAGGAGGAGGAUGAGGACUACACAUUUAGGGGUGAGAAUGAGACCUGGAGAACCCCAAGCCUCAAGUGGAGGCAGAGAUCAGCCAGUCCACAGAAGGCCCUGGAGGUUCCUCCAGGGUCCCGCUAG
Messenger RNA from Pteronotus mesoamericanus, 2025 nucleotides. It is a transcript of the gene CCDC116, whose product is annotated as coiled-coil domain containing 116. Bases 1 to 2025 code for a protein of 674 amino acids. Lineage: Eukaryota; Metazoa; Chordata; Mammalia; Chiroptera; Mormoopidae. Gene Ontology annotation, cellular component: centrosome. The transcript is spliced from 4 exons. The record is from RefSeq and is a predicted model, not a curated record.